Antrostomus carolinensis (chuck-will's-widow) is the source of this 2268-nucleotide messenger RNA. It is a transcript of the gene FARP1, whose product is annotated as FERM, ARH/RhoGEF and pleckstrin domain protein 1. NCBI's taxonomy places the organism in Eukaryota, Metazoa, Chordata, Aves, Caprimulgiformes, Caprimulgidae. The record is from RefSeq and is a predicted model, not a curated record. Gene Ontology annotation, cellular component: cytoskeleton. Gene Ontology annotation, molecular function: guanyl-nucleotide exchange factor activity; cytoskeletal protein binding. The transcript is spliced from 18 exons. The annotation marks the transcript as partial.
AUGGGUGAAACAGAGCAGAGACCAACAGCAGGAUCCCGGUUAGGAGCUCAGGAAAAUUCUGGGAUCAGUACCUUGGAGCAUGGACAGAAACCACCUAUUACACCUCCAGGAAAACUCGUCUCCAUCAAAAUCCAGAUGCUGGAUGACACACAGGAAACUUUUGAUGUUCCGCAAAGAGCUCCAGGAAAAGUUUUGCAUGAUGCUGUUUGCAACCACCUAAACCUUGUUGAAGGCGACUAUUUUGGCCUUGAAUUUCCAGAUCAUAAAAAGAUGAUGGUGUGGCUUGAUCUCUUGAAGCCUGUUAUGAAACAGAUUAGAAGACCAAAACAUGUUGUUGUAAAAUUUGUGGUAAAAUUCUUCCCACCUGACCAUGCUCAGCUGCAGGAGGAACUGACAAGGUACCUAUUUGCAUUGCAGGUGAAGCAGGACCUGGCACAAGGAAGGCUAACGUGUAAUGAUACCAGCACUGCUCUCUUAAUCUCACACAUAGUACAGUCCGAGAUUGGAGAUUUUGAUGAAACCAUAGAUCGUGAACACUUAGCGAAGAACAAGUAUAUACCUCAGCAAGAAGCACUAGAAGACAAAAUCAUGGAAUUUCACCGUAGUCACAUGGGACAGACACCAGCAGAGUCUGACUUCCAGCUUUUGGAGAUUGCCCGUCGGCUGGAGAUGUAUGGAAUACGCUUGCAUCCAGCCAAGGAUAGGGAAGGGACAAAAAUCAACCUGGCUGUUGCCAACACAGGCAUUCUGGUUUUUCAGGGUCACACCAAGAUCAAUGCCUUCAACUGGGCUAAGGUUCGAAAGCUGAGCUUCAAGAGGAAACGUUUUCUUAUCAAACUACGGCCUGAUGUGAAUAGUUCAUUCCAGGACACCCUGGAAUUCCUUAUGGCGAGUCGAGAUUUUUGCAAAUCUUUCUGGAAGAUCUGUGUGGAGCAUCAUGCCUUUUUCAGGCUUUUUGAGGAACCUAAACCAAAGCCUAAGCCUGUUCUUUUUUCUAGAGGGUCAUCAUUUAGGUUCAGUGGUCGGACUCAGAAGCAAGUUCUUGACUAUGUUAAAGAAGGAGGGCACAAAAAAGUGCAGUUUGAAAGGAAACAUAGCAAGAUUCAUUCCAUCAGGAGCCUGACUGCACAGCCUUCAGAACAUCAUACAGAAGUGCCAAAACAAAGCUCUAGCUUUGCCUAUGGAGAUGACAAUGAUGCUGCAGCAGUGCAGAGCUGCCGGCAAGGGAAGGAGUUAAAGGCUUCAGCAGAAGACACUGGACAGCACAAGAGCCCUUCCUUGAAGAAGAGCCCAAAGGAAGGCAGAAAAAUGGAUGGAGCAGUGGUGUCAACAGUGGAGGAAGAAGAGGAGGCUGCUAAGGACAGGAUGCAGCAGAACAGACCUCAGUCACAGCAACCGAGCACAGGUUCUCUGACUGGCAGUCCUCACCUUUCAGAGCUUUCCAUCAAUUCCCAAGGAGGACCAUCGGUGGCAAAUAUGUCUUUAUCUCCAAACUUGAGCCCUGAUGCCAAGCAGCCAUCUCCCUUGAUCAGCCCUUUGCUGAAUGACCCAUCAUGCAUCAGGACUGAUGAUGAGGAAGAGGUCAAAAGAAAGAGAUUCCCAACUGAGAAAGCUUACUUCAUUGCUAAAGAAGUAGCGACCACAGAACGAACAUACCUGAAAGACCUCGAAGUCAUCACAUCGUGGUUUCAAAGUGCAGUGAGCAAAGAAGAUUGCAUGCCUGAAACACUGAAAAAUCUCAUUUUCUCCAACUUUGAACCUUUGCACAAAUUUCACACUGGUUUUCUCAAGGAAAUUGAGCAGAGACUUGCUCUGUGGGAAGGCCGCUCUAAUGCUCACAUUAAAGGAGAUUACCAAAGAAUCGGAGAUGUUAUGCUAAAGAACAUUCAGAGUAUGAAGCAACUGACAAUUCACCUGAGGAAGCACAAUGAGAUUUUAAUGGAAUUGGAGAAUGGGAUCAAGAACUCUCGCAAGCUGGAGGCAUUUUGCAGGGAUUUUGAGCUACAGAAAGUCUGCUACUUGCCUCUCAAUACCUUCCUUCUCAGACCUUUACACAGGCUUAUGCACUACAAGCAGAUAAUGGAGAGGCUUUGCAAACACUACCCACCAAGCCACAUAGACUUCAGGGAUUCAAGAGCUGCUUUGGCUGAGAUUUCUGAAAUGGUGGCUCAGCUCCAUGGCAAUAUGAUAAAGAUGGAGAACUUCCAGAAGCUGCAUGAACUCAAGAAAGACUUGAUAGGCAUAGACAACCUGGUGAUCCCAGGAAGG